This is a messenger RNA of Tripterygium wilfordii, 989 nucleotides long. Its product is annotated as transcription factor MYB10-like. Bases 100 to 879 code for a protein of 259 amino acids. The record is from RefSeq and is a predicted model, not a curated record. The transcript has 3 exons. Lineage: Eukaryota; Viridiplantae; Streptophyta; Magnoliopsida; Celastrales; Celastraceae.
UUUAAUUUGUCCCAUCUUCCAAUGGAAUAUAUGCUAUAUGUACCACAUCUAUAAUAGAGGUUAAUCAGACCUCAUAUAUAGUUGAAUUAAUAGAAAGAAAUGGUGAGAGCUCCCUACUUUGAUAAAGAUGGCGUCAAGAAAGGUGCGUGGAGUGCUGAAGAAGACGAUAAGUUAAGAUCUUACAUUCAGAAAUAUGGCCUCUGGAAUUGGCGCGAGUUACCCAAACUUGCCGGUUUGCAAAGAUGUGGAAAGAGUUGCAGGCUAAGAUGGAUGAACUACCUCAAGCCGGAUGUUAAGCUCGGGAGAUACACGAAAGAAGAGGAUGAUUUAAUCAUCAAAUUGCAUGAAAAAUAUGGAAGAAAAUGGUCUAAGAUCGCUGCUGAGUUACCGGGGAGGACGGACAACGAAAUAAAGAACCACUGGCACACCCAUCUGAAGAAGCACUCAAGGUCUCAGGAGACUGAAUCGCACGGUGAUUUAAUAACCCAAAACAGCAGCAGCAGCAGCAGCGAGUCUGAGGCUAAAACUAGUAGUAUUUGUGAUGUUCCGUUUCACAUGAUAUUAGAGAGCUCUCCUUUGUCCCCCGAAGAGGCAUCGCCCUGUGAUUUUUCUCCCACUAACAUCUCUUCUUCUGAUUCUUUAAUUGGCACAAACUACAGUGCUGAAGGAGGAGGAGAUCAUAGUCUGGGAUCAAUACUGGAAAUGUGUCAAGAACUUACGAGUACUGGGGAUUUCUGGACCGAACCAUUUGUAGCUGAUAAUAUGUACGAUGAAUCCCAUCAAUUGUCCGUUGAAGGUGGAUUUUUGUUGUCUCCGUACUAUGAUGAUGAUCUGGAUCUGUUCCACCAAGUGAUGAAUGAACUACCCAAUCUUCACUGAUGUGGGUAUUUUAUGUACUAUUUUGUGCUGGUGACCAAAAUUAAGCCACUUAAUCGUUGUACUAUUCAAACUGUUAAAUAAAAUAUCAAUGGAUUCACUACUUGCUUAAA